CACUCGAUCAAAAACAUGUUGCAUGAGAUUCAAACCGUAUUUAAUCCUGUCAGACCUCACGAGACAUGUGAACGAGAAAACGGAAACGUGGGAUCAGUGUUAUCUAGUGUGUCCCCGUGGAUGUAGCUUAUACAACUCUGUAGAUGGAUUGUACAGCAGUGUCAAUGUUUCUAGACUGUAAAUGAUUUCAGCAGAUUACUUAGUAUGUACGGAUACUUUUUUAUUUUCGGUCUGAUUCCCGUGGCCAUUAGUGAAGAUUUGUGUGGGAAUCGUUUUGUCUCGGGUGUGAGCGAUGCCAGCUUCUCAGCUUCAUCAACAUAUGGUUCCGACCCCACACAUGAUUACGGCCCAUCAAGGGGACGCUUAAAGACGACGGAGUUCAAGGACGCCUCUGGGAGGACUCUGAUUGGAGGAUGGUCGGCAGGUAAAAAUGAGGUCGACCAGUUUAUCCAGGUAAAACUGAACGAGCCUACAGUGAUCCGAGGGGUGGUCACCCAGGGACGGAAUGGCUGCUGUAAACAGUGGGUGAAGAAAUACCGGGUACUGUAUAGUGGUGACUGUGUCCGAUGGAGACCUGUCGGGGGACCAAACACCACAGACGCCUUCUUUAAGGGUAACAGUGACGAGGACACACCGGAGACAAACAUAUUUCAGUGCCCUGUGAUUGCGUUGUGUGUCCGUAUAAACCCUCUUGAGUGGAACAAUCACAUCUCCAUGAGGUUCGACCUCAUAGGAUGUCAUCCUGUCGGAAACACCUCGAAAGUUGCUGCAGCAUCAGGAGGUGGCAGUUUGACGCCCCCUGCCAGUUCACCUGUCCCAGGAGGUGUAGCUAUACAGCCCGUGGUUCAAGGUGCCAAACGAAAAUGUGUGAAGGACUGUACGGGAAAGGCCGCCGGAGUGUACCAGUCAUGUGACACAUGUGACGGCUUCGUGAGUUGUGUAUGGGGACUCGUGUACAAACAGCCAUGUCCGCCCGGCCUCAAGUGGAACGACCUUUUACGGGUGUGUGACUUCACUUCAUCAACCUGUCCGUAGGCCACUGACCAUCAACCUGUCCGUAUUCCACUGACCAUCAACCUGUCCGUAGUCCACUGACCAUCAACCUGUCCGUAGUCCACUGACCAUCAACCUGUCCGUAGUUCACUGACCAUCAACCUGUCCGUAGUCCACUGACCAUCAACCUGUCCGUAAUCCACUGACAAUCAACAUGUCCGUAUUUCGCUGGAUGUAGAUAGCUAGUUUGAUAGUGGAAGUAGUUUUCUUAUAAAUCCUACACAAUGUUUCUAUACUUAACGCACUGUGUAACCAGCUGUAGGCCUGUAAUACCGUGCCCCCUGUGCCGUGAACGCUACAGAAACACCGUAUUUUGAAGUCACUCCGGAAAUGUUUGACCAAUACAGAAAAAGGAAUGGCGACCGUGAGGUGAUCUAGGUAAUUCCUUUGUUGUGACGACACAGGACGUAUUUUAUAUGUUUAACUUACGUAACCUAGCUGGAUAAUGUUUGGUCAACAAUGACUAUUCUGGUACGUAUACAUAUAUGUGUAUUGAACAAUUAUUGAACCACUUGUCACGAAGUCCAGUUUCUUACAAGAAGACUUAUUCUAACUCUUGAUAAACGGUCGAUCCCUGGAAAUCCACGUCAAUAAUGUAGCUGGUCACUCACACGGCCACUCUAACUCAGAUAAAUGGUCUACCUCCUCGUCAAUAAUGUAGCUGGUCACUCACAAGGCCACUAACUCAGAUAAAUGGUCUACCUCCUCGUCAAUAAUAUAGCUGGUCACUCACACGGCCACUCUAACUCAGAUAAAUGGUCUACCUCCUCGUCAAUAAUAUAGCUGGUCACUCACACGGCCACUAACUCAGAUAAGUGGUCCACCUCCUCGUCAAUAAUGUAGCUGGUCACUCACACGGCCACUAACUCAGAUAAGUGGUCUACCUCCUCGUCAAUAAUAUAGCUGGUCACUCACACGGCCACUCUAACUCAGAUAAAUGGUCCACCUCCUCGUCAGUAAUAUAGCUGGUCACUAGGAUGUAAAUGUAUCAUUUUUCUGACAACAUGAACAGCGUGUGUUAAUUCUACCGAAAUAAGUCAUAACUAGAAGUACACGUAAUUAUGUGUCGCGUGUCUUAGAUUAAGUCAACAUGUUUAUUGUAUCUAGUGUUGUAAUUACCUGAACAAUUUUAACAAAGAUUUAAUUGUUACAAUGUAGUUUUCCAAAUAUUAACAAGAGGCACAAAGGGCCUGCAUCGCUGACCUGGAUAUUUCAGUAAUAAUGGCAAAAAGUUUAAGUUACAUUUAAAUUAUUUUUCUACCAUUUUUGCUGCAUUUCCCUACUAUGGUUUAAAGUUGUUUGUUUGUUUCCUCUUCUUUUUUGCAACAUUUCUCCAGUCCCAAGGGACCAAUACCUUUCAUUUAUACAACAAAAGAUAUCCUUACCCAAAAUGCUUCAGACUAAAUUUCAUCAGUUAUUGGUCAUUGAGGACUAGCAGGGAUUUUAAGAAUUAACCUCAAUUUCUCCUAUUGGGCCCUGUCCCUCUGACCCCAGUCAUCAUUUAUGCAAAAUCUGUUCUCAAUUCAUCAAGGAUAUUUCUGACCAAUGGUUCAAAUCCAUUCAUAACUUUAUCACUAGUAUCGAUUUAAUGCAAAUAUUGACGGACGGACGCCGCACCACGACAAAAGCUAAAGAGCUAAAAAGCGAUAAAUACAACCCCAGCUAACCGGAAAUGUGUGUAGGGAUACAUAGAUUAAAGUAUACUCCAGGUUUGGUCAUGACAACACGUUUACUUUGUGAGAAAUUAAACUCAACCCCCAGCUAAACGGAUAACUUUAACAUAGUACAAUCAAUUAACUAAGUCCAAUUAACUGUAAAUUUAAGAUGAACUUCUGAAUCUGAAAUGUUGGGAUAGUUACAUAUAUAGAUACAAGUACACUCCUGACGUCAUUAAAUAGUUUAUGUACCAGGGUGAAUUGAUAUGUUGUGAGUCUUAUAUUGUAGAAUUUGAAUUUUGACGGACAUAGUUCUGCAUAUUGCAUCUUGGGACCAAUAGGAAAACAA
Molecule: messenger RNA, 3057 nt
Organism: Pecten maximus
Lineage: Eukaryota; Metazoa; Mollusca; Bivalvia; Pectinida; Pectinidae
Product: lactadherin-like
Exons: 8
Coding region: 205-1035 (276 amino acids)
Cellular component (GO): extracellular region
Molecular function (GO): chitin binding
Source: RefSeq, a predicted model, not a curated record